Messenger RNA from Coregonus clupeaformis (lake whitefish), 1152 nucleotides. RefSeq lists its product as uncharacterized. The coding region runs from base 164 to 931 and encodes 255 amino acids. The record is from RefSeq and is a predicted model, not a curated record. Gene Ontology annotation, molecular function: protein binding. The transcript is spliced from 3 exons. Lineage: Eukaryota; Metazoa; Chordata; Actinopteri; Salmoniformes; Salmonidae.
UUGGAUAAUAUUUAACCCAGACAUGCUUAUAAAAACAAGAGGUAGGCUACACGCAGACACAUCACAGAGGAAAAAGCCUGAGAAUCAAUACAGACCUGCAGGUUAUAUAGCCGCAGUAGAUAUAUCUACUACUGAAGUACACAUUUAAGUAUUGAUCUGUAGAAUGGGGGGACUGACUCUGACCCUGGUGCUGCUGUGUCUGUCUGGGACUCUCAGUGAAGAUGCUGGAGAAGACAACCUGAAUGACAUCAUGGUACAGAUUCAGCCUGAACAGGGACGGAACAUAGAGAAUGAAUACAAGACUCACAACCAGCAGGUGAAGACCGCAUCCACUACAACAACAACCCAAUCAGGAUGUGAGCCUACCAUUCAUACUGUGAUGAGAGAACUGGGGGCAAUGGAGGAGAGACUGGGAGCAACUGUUAGGUCAUUGGAAGGCAUGAGAAACAGGCUGGAAGCCAGUGAGAGCCAAGUUAGGUCGUUAAAUGCCACAGUGAAUGAACUGAAGAGAUUCAAUGAAGACAGGCCCCAGGUGGCGUUCUCAGCUACUUUAGGAAUUUCUGGAACCAUUGGACCUGUCAGCAAUGAAAUCACUCUGGUCUUCCGGCGUGUUCUAUCAAACAUUGGAAAUGCCUACAAUCCAACCACAGGCAUCUUUACAGCACCAGUGAGAGGACUCUACCACUUCACCUUCACAGCUUUUGAUUGGGGAUGGAGUACAGGGGCAAGCUUAUGUCAUAACGGACAGAGAAUGGUCUCUGUGUAUGAUGAGAAGGAAGGGGGUUCCUCUGAGUCCUCAUCCAAUAGCGCCACCUUCCUGCUACAAGUGGGAGAGCAGGUGUACGUUGCUCUCUGGAGAGAUGGACAUCGGAUAUCUGACAAUGUCAAUCACUACUCCUCAUUUAACGGUUUCCUGCUCUUUCCCAUGUGAGGAAAAGAUGAUGAUGAAUGUGUUAGAAAUAUGCUAGAAAUGUUCAAUAUGUUUUUCUGGUCAAUUACAUACCAUAUUCUAUGUCAAAACUGUAAGAUGUUAGUGUGUGCUUGUAGGAAUAAAAGAGGGGCAUCCUGUAUUUGUUCUCAUUAGAUAUAAUAAUUGAGAUUUUUAAUUAAGAAGGCUAAUAAAAAUAAUACAUUUCAUUGUAUUUUAUUGAA